This is a messenger RNA of Photinus pyralis (common eastern firefly), 2254 nucleotides long. Its product is annotated as ATP-binding cassette sub-family B member 10, mitochondrial. Gene Ontology annotation, cellular component: membrane. The transcript is spliced from 9 exons. The record is from RefSeq and is a predicted model, not a curated record. Gene Ontology annotation, biological process: transmembrane transport. Bases 278 to 2188 code for a protein of 636 amino acids. Gene Ontology annotation, molecular function: ABC-type oligopeptide transporter activity; ATP hydrolysis activity; ATP binding. NCBI's taxonomy places the organism in Eukaryota, Metazoa, Arthropoda, Insecta, Coleoptera, Lampyridae.
AGCUGUAAAUUCUGUUUUAUGAAGUCAUAAACAAAGGCUAUUACCACAGAUAUACGUAAACUGUGCUAUUACUUUUCAUAUAAUGAUCCAUUUUUUGGCAUGCUUUCAAAUGUAGACAAGUACGUAAUUUCAUGGCUACAAACUCAAAUCUGGGUUUGAAAUGAUGACAACCUAAGACCAAGACAUUGAAGAGAUUUCAACUUUCCCAGAAAAUUGCACGAAAUUUGCUAGCGUUUAGGCAACCCAAAUUGCAGAGAUAUACAAAAUUCGUCUCAGCAUGACUUCGAAAGUGACUCGCUCUCAAAGUUACGUUUCCAUCAAUGUAGCAGAAAAUACAAACUCACUGAAACGAAGUCGCUUUCAUAUAUUUGUUCGUAAGGUUUCCAAUCAGAAAUCCAGCAAACCGAAGGAGAAGCGCCUUAGUAGAGCAGAUCUGGUACGUUUAUUCUCGCUUGCCAAGCCAGAAGCGUGGAAACUGAUGGGUGCCGUGUGCUUGUUAUUCAUUUCAAGCGCCGUGACAAUGGCCGUACCUUUCACUUUAGGGAAAGUACUUGAUAUUAUAUACACCAACAGUGACAAUGUAGAAGAGGCGCGUAGUAAGAUGAAUCGUUUAUGUGGAAUUUUAAUUGCGGUUUUUAUUGUCGGAGGUAUUUGUAAUUUCGGACGGGUUUACAUUAUGUCGACAUCAGGGUACAGAAUGACGCAGUCGUUACGGUUGAGAGUCUUUUCUUCAGUUUUAAAACAAGAGCAGGGAUGGUUUGAUACGCGACCUACAGGCGAACUGAUAAAUCGCCUAUCAUCGGAUACUCAGAUCGUAGGCCAAGCUUUAACCACCAAUAUUUCUGACGGGUUGAGAUCUACAAUUAUGGUUCUGGCUGGUAGCGGAAUGAUGUUUUACAUGUCGCCCGAGUUGGCGCUGGUGGGUUUGGCCAUUGUUCCGCCUGUAGCAGUUCUUGCUGUUAUAUAUGGGAGGUUUGUGAGGCGAAUAACGACAAAUGUUCAGGAUACGCUAGCAGGGGCCACGCAGGUGUCCGAGGAACGUAUAUCAAACAUAAGGACUGUGAAAACGUUCAGUAGGGAAUCCAGAGAAAUUGAAACGUAUACUAAAGCUAUACAGGAAGUUCUCAAAUUGGGGUACAAGGAGUCUAAAGCUAGAGCGUUCUUUUUUGGCAUGACUGGCUUUAGUGGUAAUAUAAUAAUAAUAUCAGUUCUAUAUUAUGGAGGUGUAAUGGUUUCCUCUCAAGCCAUAACAGUAGGAAACUUGUCAUCGUUUCUCUUAUACGCCGCGUAUAUCGGCGUUUCGGUUGGAGGACUUUCAAGUUUCUAUUCGGAACUAAAUAAGUCGGUAGGCGCGGCUACUCGACUAUGGGAGCUCGUGGAUAGAGAACCGCUGAUCCCCUUGCACGAUGGGUUACAUCCGCUGUCUCCACCACAGGGUCAUAUCACGUUCAAAAAUGUCGAAUUUAGCUAUCCUUCACGUAACGACAUUAAGGUACUAAAUGAUCUGAUUUUGGAUGUAACUCCCGGACGUACCUUGGCCGUGGUGGGACCUAGCGGUUCGGGAAAGAGUACUCUGGCCGCUUUACUGUUGAGACUGUAUGAUCCUGAUAAAGGUGUGGUCUACUUAGAUGGCGAAGAUGUUAAACAAUUAGAUCCGUCGUGGUUACGAAGACAUAUUGGAACAGUCAGCCAAGAGCCCACGCUGUUUUCAAGCAGCAUUCGCGAAAACAUUUUGUAUGGUGCCGAAGAGCCGGAUAAGGUUACAGAAGAACAUUUUAUGCAAGUAGUAAAAGAGGCUAAUGUGUACGAAUUCGUUAAACAAUUGCCACAAGGAUUUGACACCGUCGUUGGGGAAAGAGGCAUUAUGUUAAGUGGUGGGCAAAAGCAAAGAGUGGCCAUCGCCAGAGCUCUUAUUAAAAAUCCGAAGAUUUUGCUGUUAGAUGAAGCAACCAGUGCUUUAGAUGCGCAAUCUGAAUACCUCGUACAGGAAGCUUUGGAGAGAGUAAUGAAGGGAAGAACAGUGUUGACAAUUGCUCAUCGUCUUUCAACAAUUCAAAAUGCAGAUUUAAUCGCCGUUCUUCAAGAUGGACAGGUGGUGGAAAAGGGAACUUAUCAUGAUUUGAUGCAGUGUGACAAGGGACCAUUUAGGGAACUCAUUAAACAUCAGACCUUUCAAGAAGCAUCAUGAGAUUUGCUUUUGUAUAGUUUAUUUCUUGUUACACAAAGUAUAAAUUAUUAAAUCUUUUGUUGAAUA